Molecule: messenger RNA, 357 nt
Organism: Paramecium sonneborni
Lineage: Eukaryota; Ciliophora; Oligohymenophorea; Peniculida; Parameciidae
Source: the annotation of a GenBank genome assembly
AUGCAAUCUAUGUUGUAUCAAUACAUAUAAUCCUUAAAUCCAUAAUAAAAAUAGGUCAAAUAAUUUCACUCCUUAGUAUAAUAAAUCAUCUAUGAAGGUUUCCUGAUAAAUACAAAUUAAUAUCUUAAUGAGCUAUAGUAAUUCAAUAUAUAAAUUGAAAGUUCUACGCUUGUAUUUGCAUGUUGCUUUUUGUUUUCCUAUAUUGUUUCAAUUAAUACAACAACAUAAUUAAAUGCAAUAUUUCUUCUCAUUAAUGUUUUUUAUAUAAUACUCUUAUGUAUACACUCUAAACUAUUUUUAUUGAUUAAAGUCUUUGCUAAGCAAGGAAAAUGUACAUUAGUUUUAUAGACACGAUGA